Molecule: messenger RNA, 843 nt
Organism: Somion occarium
Lineage: Eukaryota; Fungi; Basidiomycota; Agaricomycetes; Polyporales; Cerrenaceae
Source: the annotation of a GenBank genome assembly
GCAAGAUCGGAUUCGGUCUCCUUGGAAAAUCUCCCCUGUUUCCACACGGCAAAUCCACUUGCUUUCGCAUUGUUCUCUCUUUUUCAAGAUGUCCCAACCCGAACAUAUCCAUUUGACAUAUAACGAUAUCCACAAAACUAUCGAAGACGCUUCGAAGAAGAUUGCUAAAGAGUUCAAGCCUGAUGUAUUCAUUGCUAUUGGGGAUUCUUUCCUGCCCGCGUGAUGCGGACGUUCCUCAAGGAUCCUUCAACGAAGCGUAACAUUCCCAUCCAAGCCAUCGGACUCUCGUUAUACGAGUCCCUGCCUGGUACCACUGCUGAGCAGAUCGGUAACCAGGUUGUUCGUACCCAGUGGCUAGGUCCCGAGUCUGGAAAUAUCCUACUGGGAAGGCGUGCUUUAAUUAUUGAUGAAGUCGAUGACUCUCGUAAAACACUGCACUACGCAAUUUCUGAACUGCAAAGGGAUGUUGAACGCGAAGUGGCUAAGCUUCCCGAGGCCGAGCGGGACGCUGCUCGCACGAAGUUUGCGGUGUUCGUGGUACACAACAAGCUGAAGGAGAAGCUUGCAGAACUACCAGCUGACGUGCCAUACUAUGCGGGAGCAGACGUAGAAGAUCUCUGGCUGGACUACCCGUGGGAAUCAAAGUAAGCAUUCGAUUGGCCAGUGUCCCACGCGCUGAUUGGCUGACGGGGAGGCGGCAGGAAAACAUUCUUUCUCAAAGCAUUAAUCGAGUAGCACCGGAUUACAGUCUGUUUAGUGUAUUCAUAUUAAGCAGCUACAUAGAUUUUAUCUCCUGUAUCUCAACCACCACGAUGUCAAAUUUGCCUCUCUGUCUUCUCGCUU